Messenger RNA from Rhopalosiphum padi (bird cherry-oat aphid), 498 nucleotides. RefSeq lists its product as uncharacterized. The record is from RefSeq and is a predicted model, not a curated record. NCBI's taxonomy places the organism in Eukaryota, Metazoa, Arthropoda, Insecta, Hemiptera, Aphididae.
AUGUUCACACCCAGGUUGUUCAUUUUGGGAAAGCACUCAGACUUUGUUUUCACUGAAAAUACAAAUUCUCAAGGAGAUAUGGAAAAGAGUCUGUUAAAUGAAAGUGACUGUUUAACUAGCCUAAUGUUGAACUCAAGUUUAUUUGAUAAAACUGAUAAUCCCAGUGAACAUGAUAAUGAAAUGGCCAAUAUAAAAUCAAGUCCUGGUGUAUCCAAGUCUUCAGUUUCAAAAGAAUGUUUUGACUUACUGACCGAAUUUGAAAUGGAAAACAGCGAACCUUUCAAUGAACUUGAACUAGAUUGUGCCCAAUAUGUAGCUGGAUAUGUUGCUAACCGUUUUGCUAACAAAUAUCCAGAACUUAUCACACAAAUUGAUGAUAAAACUGUUAGUUGUUGGACUAGUUUUAGAUCAAAGGGUGGUUUGAAAAUGCCUUCUGACAAUAUGAUGGAGGCUGUCAGAAAAUUAGAAAUAGAAUUUCAAAAAGCUUCAUCAAAAUAA